UCGUAAACAGGACCGAUGGCACCGCUGAAGGCGGCAAGGACGAGGCUGGAAUUAGGCCUGUAAGCCCAACGUCGGGGCCAGCGGCUCCGACUCAAACGGCCCACGCCAAGGACACCGCGACCACAGACGUGAGCGCCACCGGCGUGGCCGUCGAGAGGGCGAGAAAAAAACACGGCAGGAAAAAGCGCGGCAAAGGCGCAGAAGUCGAGGCGCCUUCGCCUGCUCAAGUCGUGUCGUCGUCGACUCUGCUGAGCCCGCUGAUCCCGGAAGAUCGCGGGGCGCCACAGUCUGGCCUUUCCAGACCGCUCAGCGAGGAGCUGUUGUCACAGAAGGACACGCUCCCGUCCGCCGAAGCGCCGGCCCAGCAGUCGCUCUCCACCGAUCAGCCGGGUUCGACCUCGGGACCCCUGCCUCCGGAGGGGGCCGCCAUGCAGCCCGGCGAAGUGGUGGUCCCGCAAGAUACAAUGCCGUCGGACACAAAGGACGCGACGGCGCCGAAGGAAGAAAGUGCGGAUGCGGUGGCGGCACGGGAGAGGCGAGAGACCCUGUGCGGAGUGCGUGGCGUCUACCCGGACUUCCUGCAGAAGUACAGGACGCCCCGCUGCGCGCUGACGGUGCUGUGCCUGGUGUCGUUCACGCGCAGCUUCUCGAUGACCGGCGUCAUGAUGGUGGUGCUGCCGACGCUCGAGCGACGCUACCAGCUCAAGGGCUACGAGAGCGGCAUGAUCCUGAGCAGCAACGACGUGGCCAGCUGCCUGACCAUGCUGCCCGUGGCGUUCUUGGCCACGCAGCGCAACAAGCCGCUCUUCAUCGGCUACGGCAUCGCCACCAUGGGGCUGGGCAACUUGGUCGUGGCGAUGGUCCACUUCCUGUCGCCGUCCUAUCAGCUGUCGUCUGCCGGGAGCGACUUGUGCCCGAUGACAGACGUCGGGUCGUCGUGCACGAAGUCCGGAAGCAUCAGGAACUUCCGAUACAUGUUGAUGAUCGGACAGCUCAUCAGCGGUUUGGGCGCCACGCCCAUCAACACAGUGACCAUCGCCUACCUGGACGAGAACCUGCCCAAGAGGAAGUCCAGCCUCUACAUUGGUGCGUGCAUUUACUGUGCAGCUCGUUUCCUGUAUGCUACAGACAGCGUCAAACGCACCCCACUCGUUUUUCUUCCUGGAUUGAUGUUCUGCACGAGGACUAGCUUAUACCUGAACAGCAAGAAAACUGUAAGGCGUGGCUUUGGGCGAGUUGGUUCUGGGUUAUUACGAUGGCCGCGUGACGGGAGACAACACACAGAAGGAAGGCGAAAAGAAGUCGGCGCCUCCCGUCGUCCUCUCUUCACGUGUUGCGUCCUGUUACGCGCCGGUCGCGAUAGACAAGGGAAGCGGACAUCAAUUGCGUCACUCCGGGUGAUGAUCAGUCUCUAG
Molecule: messenger RNA, 1415 nt
Organism: Dermacentor andersoni
Lineage: Eukaryota; Metazoa; Arthropoda; Arachnida; Ixodida; Ixodidae
Product: solute carrier organic anion transporter family member 4A1-like
Biological process (GO): sodium-independent organic anion transport; transmembrane transport
Cellular component (GO): basolateral plasma membrane
Source: RefSeq, a predicted model, not a curated record